Phialemonium atrogriseum is the source of this 1412-nucleotide messenger RNA. Its product is annotated as RTA1 like protein-domain-containing protein. The transcript has 4 exons. Gene Ontology annotation, cellular component: membrane. The coding region runs from base 160 to 1191 and encodes 343 amino acids. The record is from RefSeq and is a predicted model, not a curated record. Lineage: Eukaryota; Fungi; Ascomycota; Sordariomycetes; Cephalothecales; Cephalothecaceae.
CAAAGGGGGCAAGGGAUAUAUAAUUAUCUAAGGGGGUAGCAUGAUAGGAGAGAACAAAUUCCAUCUUCAUCAACUACUGCUUUACAAUAUACGCUUUUUUUUUUUUUUUUUUACUCGUGUGUGUUUCCCAAGAGAUAACAUUAGUUGCAAUCCCUCGCGAUGCCGACCCUCCUCCUCCCCACCGCCACGCUUCUCCAGGCCGCGACGACAGUCACGUCCGCCCUCCCGACCUGCACCACCGCCAUACCAGACAAGAACGGCCACGUCCCUCCCGAUGCCUGCAACGCCAACUACGGCUUCUACCCCAGCUGGGAGGAUAACCUUGCCUUUGCGCUCGCCUUCGGGAUAACCACGGUUCUGCACCUCGCCCAGGCGGUAGUGUUCAAGAAGCCAUUCUGCUGGGUCGUCGUCAUGAGCGCCCUCUGGGAGUGCGCCUGCUUCGCGCUCCGCACCCUCGGCGCAAAGGACCAGCAGCAGUCCAUGUACGUCACCAUCUCGACGCUCCUGUUUCUCCUCGCCCCUCUGUGGCUCAACGCCUUCAUCUACAUGGUCCUAGCCCGCCUAGUCCACCUCCUGCACCCGCGCCAGCGCGCCCUGGGCAUCCCCGCGCCGCGCCUGGCCAAGGGCUUCGUGCUCGCCGACGUGGUGUCGUUCGCGGUGCAGGCCGCGGGGGGCGCCAUGAUGGCGAACCAGGACGGCGGCGCCGACAAGGUGCGCCUCGGCCAGCACGUGUACAUGGCCGGCGUGGGCGUGCAGCUGGCGUUCGUGCUGGUGUUCGUCGUCGUCGCCGUGGCGUUCCAUCGGGAUCUGAUGCGGUUGCGGAGGAGCGGGAAGGUGGAGGGCCCCGGUGGGGGGCGGAUGAAUCGGUGGGUGAGGCCGCUUAUUUGGGUUGUUUAUGUGGUGCUGGGGCUUAUUGUGAUACGGAUCAUCUUCCGCCUCGUCGAGUUCAGCCAGGGAGUCGCGUCGACGAAUCCGAUCCUGCAGCACGAGGGGUUCCAGCUCUACCUCGACGCCCUGCCCAUGCUCCUCGCCCUCGUCCUCCUCAACUUUGUGCACCCGGGCGUAGUCCUCAAGGGCCCGGAGAGCAGUCUCCCGUCGAGCGGGUUCCGCUGGGGCCGAUCGGCUGCGUUCGAACCACUCGCCACCGCAGGGGCAUCGAGUGUCGAGCUGGUCGACCGACGACGGUUUUGAUGAGAAACGGAUUCUACAUCUAUACAAGAGCAUAGAAUGUCGCACAUCAUUGGGAUGGGAAGUGGGGUGUCAUUAAUUUGUCGUGUUUCUUUUGUUUUAGGGCAGGGCCCGAGCUGCAUCCUGUUGGUAUAAACCUGGGAGAUGGUUGGUAUGUUUUGGUUGCUUUCAGUGAUGGUUGGCUUACGAUUGGCUUAUGGUCUCGUUUUGUAUUUUAUUAUUAG